AUGAGCAGCUUGUACACCCGAAGCGUGACACCCAGUGAAGCGAGUACGAAGGAUCAUAUGACCGAAUUGGAUAGCGAACGUCCGGUGGAAGACUACUCCCUGGGAUCUUUCGGGCGCCGAACGCUCGCAGAGCGGAACGAAGAAGGGACUAGCGCCUCUUACUCGGGACGUUAUGAUUCUCCCGAGACGGAUAACGAGUGGCUCGAGUCGCAGCGUCUCGCCGAGGCCGUAACGGAACGGUCUCCAAUACGGUUUCGGGUGCGCAACGCGAACUUGCUUCAAACGGCGCUGUCUCUGAAACCUGAGUCCGAGUCACAAACAGACAGGGUUGCUUUAGAUCCUCCCGCUUUCUCAGACGGACAAGAGAACACUCAUGCAGCUGAGCGCCCGAAGCAAAGCACAUACGCGCUUGGCAGCUGCGGUCGAGAUUUGGGCGGCCUUGCCGGGCGAAACUCGACGUCUGCAGACGAGCCCUCGUUGGACGAAGCGUCCGAUAAGACAAACAGGGAAGAUGAUCCGGACUCACUGCACUUGCAGGUCUCUGAUGGUUCCAACCCCCAGCCGCUUUUGUCGAAAAUGACGGUACUUUCGGAUGAAGAGCCACAGCCUCGACGUAUUACCAGCGAAGCGACGUCGCUCUCGAUAGCCGGCACAGCAGCUGAUGAACAUCGUGGCAUUGCACCACCUCUGAUGGGCUCAAAUUCCGUAGUUGCCAGUGCGGUAAUGUCGAAGUCGUCGACAGUUUCCACAUCAAGCACCCCCGUGAGCAGCAAUUCCAACAACCGGCUCUCGUCGCGGCGGACUCUUUCUUGUGGUGAAUGCGACAAUUCACGGGAACAGCACAGUGAACGUGUUCGAAACUCGGCAAAAUUGCAGGCGGAUUCCUCCGAUACGCCUGGAUCGAGGCACGCAGACCUCCUUUGCGAAGAAGACGAGAUUCUAUCAGCUGUUCAUGUAGAUUGCUCCUCCACAGCGAACGUUGCCUGGCGAACGCUAACUCAGGCGGAUGCUCAUCAGCGUACCGCGAAUGACGAUCCACACUUAGACGCAGAGAAUACGUCUCUCUCAACGAUAUUUCCGGAUAUACGCUCAGCAGAAGCAGUAGAAUCGCUGCGGCAACAAAUUCAAGAUCUAGAGGCUCAACGAGCUCGUCUGUUGAGUGAACUCGAUCUGAUGCGUCUGAACAUGGAACGUCGUUUCAGCGUAGUCGAGAGGGAAAUCGCGGAGACAAAACUGAGCAUUAUUCGUUCUCUUUCCUCCGAGGGACGCUCCGAAAGGUUAGAGGUUUCCGAGUCUGCCGUUUCAGAGUUCCCAGCCGCGACGCAGAUUGCGGUUCACGCGGAUGGGUCUCGAAUCGGGAUACCCCACGAAAAAUCCUGCGACGAUCAAAUUGCCGCCAAUUCUUCGAUGGAGCGUAACUGCAUUCGAGAGCACCUUCUAGAGAGUAAUUACUCGUUGACAGCAGCCCAAGUAUCGUCGCUGGCUCCAUCGAGGGUUUCUGAUGGAGCAAAAAACCUGCGCAUGACCAUUGUCCAAGAGCUGCAUAAGACGGAUAUAUAUGGAAACAUGCUCAAAGCGUGGCAGACUGUCUUCAAGCCGGCAGGAAAGCAUGUGGACUGGAACCUCUUUCGGAUCGCAGUAAUCAAGAUAUUGCGGAAUCACUGGUUGGCCGAUCGAAAGGUUAGCGACGCCGAAAAGCUCAUGACAACGUUCACUGAGCCUCCCGACGAAAUCAUUUAUGCCGUAUGGAAGGAUAUUGUCGGCGAACAAAUGGGUGCAACGAUGCAGUGGAAGCACUUUGUCGAUUUGUACGGAAGCAUGGGAGUAUGA
Molecule: messenger RNA, 1830 nt
Organism: Cyanidioschyzon merolae strain 10D
Lineage: Eukaryota; Rhodophyta; Bangiophyceae; Cyanidiales; Cyanidiaceae
Exons: 1
Coding region: 1-1830 (609 amino acids)
Source: RefSeq, a predicted model, not a curated record